Molecule: messenger RNA, 968 nt
Organism: Teleopsis dalmanni
Lineage: Eukaryota; Metazoa; Arthropoda; Insecta; Diptera; Diopsidae
Product: pancreatic lipase-related protein 2-like
Exons: 3
Coding region: 18-968 (316 amino acids)
Biological process (GO): lipid metabolic process
Molecular function (GO): lipase activity
Source: RefSeq, a predicted model, not a curated record
UUAACAAUUUAUUCGCAAUGUGUAAACACUUAAUUGUUCGUAUAUUUUCCAGCAUAUUUUUAGUGUUAUUAAUAGCAACAAAAGGGUCUACUCGAAGAAAUGGUACUGAUAUAGUAAAGUUUUACCUUUUCACCCGUGAGAAUCCAAAAGAUCCACAGAUUUUAUCUAUAUAUGAUUUAAAUUCAAUAAAUAUAUCCAACUACAAUCCCGAACAUAGAACCAAGAUUAUUAUACAUGGUUGGAGAUCCAGUUAUGAAAGGACACCAAAUCCUCCAGUCAGAAAUGCUUAUUUAGCAACAGGUGACUAUAACGUAAUAAGCGUUGAUUGGAGUUUUUAUGCAUAUUCGAUUUAUACACAAGCUGUGAAACGAGUUCCCGAAGUUGGAAAAAUAGUGGCUGAUUUCGUAGACUUACUAAAUGAAAACUUUGCUUUAAAUUUCGACGAAUUAGUUGUGAUAGGUCAUAGCUUGGGUGCACAUAUUGCUGGAUAUUGUGGUAAAAACGUAUUACGCGGUAAAAUUGGUGCUAUUGUCGGAUCCGAUCCAGCAUUACCAUUAUACUUUUAUCCUCUAAAUUCGACUCACUUAGCAAGGACUGACGCUAAAUUUGUUUUAACUCUACAAGUUACUGGUGGUCGCGAGGGUUUCUUAAGACCAAUUGGAGAUAUGACAUUUUAUCCAAAUUGGGGACGUGCUCUCCCAUCUUGCGGAAUCGAUUUACUUGGUGCUUGUUCGCAUGACACUGCGAACGUAGUUUAUUCCGAUUCAAUACGAGGGAAAUCGUAUGCACCUAUAUAUCAGUGUGAUAAUUUCGAAGAAAUAAAAGAAAAGAUAGGUUGCAAUAAAUUGGUUGAUGUUCGGCUUGGUGAUCCUUUGGAUAUAGAAAGGGUUGACGGAAUAUAUUAUUUUAGUACUAAGGACGAAUACUAUUUAAAUGUUGGUAAAAGCAGUAAAUUAGUUUUAAAUUGA